CGGCUUCUUAUUUUUCCUUCGACGUUCUUCUUUUCGCUAUAGAGUGCUCUAGCGUCGAAUGUAUAGCUAGCUUACGUGUUAUCAGCUUGAUACGUUUAAAUUUAAUUUCCAAUUUCAAAAAGAGCUCUAGAAAUAAGGAUUUUUUUUUCUUCUUUGAUCGUUCAUUGACCUGCUGCUUGAAAUGAAAUGCAUCUUGGAAUACCUUUGUUCUUGUCUAACAUGGUUGUGUGGAUAGUGACAAUGGCAUCUAUCAAUGGGGUGGCUACGAAUACGUUCAAUUAUUUUGCGUUUGGGAGUAAUCUUUGGUCGAAAAGAAUACACAUGGAAAACCCUACUGCUAUUCGAAAAGGAAUAGGAUAUUUAGAAAAUUACAGAUUGGACUUUUUCCAUUAUGCGGCUCGAUGGAAAGGAGCUCCUGCCACUAUUGUAGAAUCCCCGGGUUACCGAGUAUGGGGUGCACUCUGGGAGAUCAAUUCCACUAAUCUACCAGAUUUGGACAGACAGGAAGGUGUGCACAAUCAAGUGUACAAGGCAUUAACGCUACCUGUAGUGAAACCAUCAGGGGAUAUACUGGAAUGUCGUGUGUAUCAACUUGUUAAGAAUCCAGGUAUUCAAGAUUUCGAGGAAGAACAGCGACCAUUCGAGAGGCAACCCUCGAAAACAUACAUGAAAAUUAUAAUUUCCGGAGCUAAAGAAUCCGGGUUGCCGGAAGAAUAUGUAGAUCUAUUGAAAAUGAUCAAACACAACGGCCAUUCUGGAGACCCUCGUUUUGAGCUGGAUUUGACUGUUGAAGACUGACAUGGGCUUUGAACAAUUAAAAUAACGACAUUUUCCAAAUGUUUUAUUUAAUCUUUUCGAAACGAAUUUCAUUUGUAACUAAGCUAAUGAGAACAUUAUUUAAUAAACUUUACAAUACCGUUGCUAAACGGCGCUUUCCUAA
Molecule: messenger RNA, 940 nt
Organism: Topomyia yanbarensis
Lineage: Eukaryota; Metazoa; Arthropoda; Insecta; Diptera; Culicidae
Product: gamma-glutamylcyclotransferase-like
Exons: 4
Coding region: 187-798 (203 amino acids)
Molecular function (GO): gamma-glutamylcyclotransferase activity
Source: RefSeq, a predicted model, not a curated record